Kickxella alabastrina is the source of this 755-nucleotide messenger RNA. RefSeq names its product EBP domain protein. Gene Ontology annotation, molecular function: steroid Delta-isomerase activity; C-8 sterol isomerase activity; cholestenol delta-isomerase activity. NCBI's taxonomy places the organism in Eukaryota, Fungi, Kickxellomycota, Kickxellomycetes, Kickxellales, Kickxellaceae. Gene Ontology annotation, cellular component: membrane; endoplasmic reticulum. The coding region runs from base 17 to 703 and encodes 228 amino acids. The transcript has a single exon. Gene Ontology annotation, biological process: sterol biosynthetic process. The record is from RefSeq and is a predicted model, not a curated record.
UUUUCUUUUUUUUAUAAUGUCUGAUAUUAUUAGCAACAGCAGCCAUCCAUACUAUCCGCAGUCACUCGUGCUUGACGGCUUUGUUGCGCCAAUCCAGUCGCCUGCCACCUUGCUAGCUACCAUAUCUACGCUCAUCGCCCUCCUCCUCCUAUCCACCUAUCUCCUGCUCAUCACCAAAAGGCCUAACCUGUCCUUGGCAGACCGACUGACCACUCUCUGGUUUGUACUCUGUGCCUCCCUGCACUGCUUAUUCGAACUCUACUACCUCGCGCACUUCUCCAGUCUUGCUUCCACGCCCGACUUUGUUGCCAGCUUGUGGAAGGAGUACGCCAAGAGUGACAGCAGGUAUUUGGCACAGACUCCACUUGUUUUCGCCCUGGAGUUUAUCACAGUGUCAGUGACUGGUCCCUUGUGCCUUCUGACCACUUGGCUUGUGUGGUGUGGCGGCUGUGCCCGGCAUAUUUGUCAGUUAGCCGCUUGCUUGCUGCACUUGUACUCGGUUGUUUUGUACUUUGGCACGGAGUUUAUGGCUAAGGAGUCGAAUUGCCGCCCGGAACCUGUAUACUACUACGUGUAUCUGAUUGCGAUGAAUCUGCCAUGGGUGCUGGUGCCGCUGGGACUCGCUGUCCAGAGCACCACGGAGAUAUACACCGGUAUGUUGGCCGCCAAGCGAGCCACCGCUAGUCUCAAUGUUAAAGCCUAACCAUGGGCAUAUAAAUAUGAAAAAGUGGAAAAGUGAAAAAGUGAAAUUGAAG